Molecule: messenger RNA, 774 nt
Organism: Salvia hispanica
Lineage: Eukaryota; Viridiplantae; Streptophyta; Magnoliopsida; Lamiales; Lamiaceae
Product: Calcium-dependent lipid-binding (CaLB domain) family protein
Source: RefSeq, a predicted model, not a curated record
UUGAAAUAACAUUUAGAUAAGCUCUUCUUUUGCUUCUAUGAAUAAUGAGAAGAGCCAGGCAUUUCUUGAUCAAAUGAAAGGUGCAGUUCUUGAAGUGCUUCUUGUUAGUGCCGAAGGCAUCGACCGCACCCAUAUUCUUGGACACCCCGGUUACCAUGUUAUUGUUGAAUGUGGUAGUCAAGUAUUCACAAGCAAGAGAUCAUCAGGAAAUCUGGGCAAAUUCUACUGGAAUGAAAAGCUUGUGUUCGAGCUGCCAGAAUCCGAGCUGGAGACUCUGAGCCAUCUGAAACUCAGGAUUGUGAAAGAGGAGCGUUUCAGUGAUGACGACUUUGUUGGUGAAACCAUAAUCUUCAUCAAAGGAAUUAUUGUGGAGGGGAACUACAGAGGGCUGGCGGAAAUCCUCCCUGCCCCAUUUAAUGUGGUGCUUGAAGACGACACUUACAAAGGCGAGAUGACCGUUGGAAUGAAGUUCAUACCGAAUGUCGCUGUGAACGUGGAAGGGAAGCAAAACGUGAAGAAGGGAAACGAUGUAGGAUCGAUAUGCUCUGUGAUCACAAGCAUUUGGAAACUCAAGUGGUGGAGGCUUUUCUCUUCUUAUAAGAGUAGGUAUCUCAUGAACAAGAACAAAGAGAAUUAGGAAAUACUCAGAUUAGCUAUUGAUAUUGUUGAUGAAACAUCACUUGUAACUCAGGAUUCUUAACCGUGAUAUUGGGGAUUUAAAGCUGUAUCCCAGGAAAGAAAUAUAAAUACAAAAUCUAAUUUUUUGUUUUGAAA